Messenger RNA from Loxodonta africana (African savanna elephant), 4581 nucleotides. It is a transcript of the gene PPP2R2C, whose product is annotated as protein phosphatase 2 regulatory subunit Bgamma. The record is from RefSeq and is a predicted model, not a curated record. Gene Ontology annotation, molecular function: protein phosphatase regulator activity; protein binding. NCBI's taxonomy places the organism in Eukaryota, Metazoa, Chordata, Mammalia, Proboscidea, Elephantidae. Bases 124 to 1470 code for a protein of 448 amino acids. The transcript has 7 exons. Gene Ontology annotation, cellular component: protein phosphatase type 2A complex; cytosol.
GGCAGCUCUGGACUCCAUGCUGGCAUGCGGUAGGUGCUUAAUAAAUGAGAGCUGGCUCGGUUCCCAUUUUACUUCUUUGGCCAACGAGGGGCAGUGUUACCCAGCCAGCGGUUGGCCAUUUGAAUGUGCAGAGUCAUCUCUGGCCCUUGGGAUGGCCCCAUUUGCCUGCUUGGCACCCAUCACCCUGGCGGUCAGGCCCCUGUGGAUGUACCCUGUCAAGCGUCUACCUCUGUGCCUGAUCCUGCCCGCCCUGGCCAGGCCUGUGCUCAGCCCCUUCUCCGGGGUUUCCUGCAGAGUAAAAAUGGGCCCCACAGCCAGGGCGAGUACGACGUCUACAGCACUUUCCAGAGCCACGAGCCCGAGUUCGACUAUCUCAAGAGCCUGGAGAUAGAGGAGAAAAUCAACAAGAUCAAAUGGCUCCCCCAGCAGAACGCCGCCCACUCCCUCCUGUCCACCAACGAUAAAACUAUCAAACUAUGGAAGAUUACCGAACGAGAUAAGAGACCCGAAGGAUAUAACCUGAAGGAUGAAGAAGGGAAACUCAAGGACCUUUCCACAGUGACAUCUCUGCAGGUGCCGGUGCUGAAGCCCAUGGAUCUGAUGGUGGAGGUGAGCCCGCGGAGGGUCUUCGCCAAUGGCCACACCUACCACAUCAACUCCAUCUCCGUCAACAGUGACUGUGAGACCUACAUGUCGGCCGAUGACCUGCGCAUCAACCUGUGGCACCUGGCCAUCACAGACCGCAGCUUCAACAUCGUGGACAUCAAGCCGGCCAACAUGGAGGACCUCACGGAGGUGAUCACGGCGUCCGAGUUCCACCCGCACCACUGCAACCUCUUUGUCUACAGCAGCAGCAAGGGCUCCCUGCGGCUCUGCGACAUGCGGGCUGCUGCCCUGUGUGACCAGCAUGCCAAGCUCUUUGAGGAGCCCGAGGACCCCAGUAACCGUUCCUUCUUCUCGGAGAUCAUCUCCUCAGUGUCAGACGUGAAGUUCAGCCACAGCGGCCGGUACAUGCUCACACGGGACUACCUCACCGUCAAGGUCUGGGACCUGAACAUGGAGGCAAGGCCCAUUGAGACCUACCAGGUCCACGACUACCUUCGCAGCAAGCUCUGCUCCCUGUACGAGAACGACUGCAUCUUCGACAAGUUCGAGUGCGCCUGGAAUGGGAGCGACAGCGUCAUCAUGACGGGCGCCUACAACAACUUCUUCCGCAUGUUCGACCGCAACACCAAGCGCGACGUGACGCUGGAGGCCUCCCGGGAGAGCAGCAAGCCGCGCGCGGUGCUCAAGCCGCGGAGGGUGUGCGCGGGCGGCAAGCGGCGGCGCGACGACAUCAGCGUGGACAGCCUGGACUUCACCAAGAAGAUCCUGCACACCGCGUGGCACCCGGCCGAGAACAUCAUCGCCAUCGCCGCCACCAACAACCUGUACAUCUUCCAGGACAAGGUCAACUCCGAGAUGCAGUAGGUGGCCUCUCCCUCCCGGCUCCCUGGCCGGAGCCGCCGUCCUGUCUGCCCGAAGAAGGAAAGUGAACGGCCACGGCCUCGGGGGCCAGGUGGCUCUUGGCCGGGUUGUGGAGUUCAGGUCCUCGCACCUGCUGCCUGGGUCGGCACCCAUUCCUAGCUUUCCCCUCCAGGGCUGAGGGAGCUGCUCCUCCCUGCACCGCUGGCCCCAGGGCGGGGAGCCGGGAUGCAGAAGGUCCCCGGAACCAGCCGCAAGAGUCUGUGGGUGUCCGGAGGAUCGCGCCCAGUGAAACGUGAACUCAGGCCGUUUGCAGACGCAAGCCUCUUUGUUAGGUUCUUCUCGUGUCUUCACAUGCACCACGUCCAUCCCAGUUUCCAAGAGGUGGGGACGCGGGUCUGCCGGUUUGCGUGCCUGUUGUGUCUGUAAUUCAGCCGGCGUCUGUCCUGCACCAGCCCUGUGGGCGGCCCUCCAGGCUCGUGGGUUUCAUCGCUAGGACCUGCUCUGUAAUUCCUCCCCAUUCAUUGGGCACCCGGCUCCCCAGAAUGGCCCUGGGGGGGGGUCUCUCUCAUGUCCUUCGUAAACACCUGUGCUCACUGAGUGCCCGGCCCUGUGCUGUGUGCCAGGGAUCAAAGGUGAGUGAUUUAUACCUGAGGCUCCAAAAGGCUGAAAACCUACCAAGACUGGAGCCAGGAAUCCGCCCAGGUCUUCACCCAGGGCUCUCCCCAAUAUACCAUGUUGGUGGUGCCCAUGAAAGCAGCUUUUAGCCUGGAAGGUUCUGGAAGGGCCUGGAAGGGAACAACUGGACUGAGGAGGUGUGAUGAUGAUGAGGGUCCCAGAAGAACCCUGACAGGGACUGGAAGAUGGCAGAGACCCCCGGUGGCUCCCUGCUCUGUUUGGGAACUUCAGGAGCCAGCCCUCGAUAACGGCUCACCUCACCCUGCAUCCACAUCCAUAGCUCCUUUUUCAGAUGAACCGAACUGCCUCCAGAAGAAAAUUGCAUGUUAGGACCAUUUUAGAAUACAUUUUUCCUAAGGACCCAGAGUCUCAGGGGCAGCUUCGUUUGGAAGCGCUGCCUCGUGACAGCAGCGUUUCCACUCUGGCUCCCCAGGGGCGGAUUAUCCAACAGGCAAGGUAAGCACGGUGCUUACUUUACUUACCAGAUCAUCUGUAGUGAACAAUUUCACAUUUUUUCACCAAAUCAAAGAUUCCACUUCUAGGUAUGGCUGGCAUCUGCCUCUCUCCGAACCCCACAGCACCUUCUUACAGAAUCAAAGUCUCUUUUCAAAUUUACAAUCCCUGAUAGAGGCAGAGGACCCAGUAAGCAAGGUAAGCACGGGCUUAUUUGUGCUUAUUUACUAAUCUGUAGCGAACAAUUUUACAUGGGUUUCACCACACUGUUCACUACAGGUUAGUAAGCACAAAUAAACCCGUGCUUACCUUGCCUAUUGGAUAAUCCGCCCCUGUGGCGCCCCCUGUUCCCUUCAAACCCACCAGCUCCCGCUCACCACUGUCCUCAGCCACGGACUCACGGCACAACUGCGUGGCUUCACGUUGGAUGCAGAAAGCAGGUGCAGACAGAGGUCUGCACAAUCCAACCUUUUCUACAAGAUGCAACACAACCCAGGAAAGAGACCCAGCAGAGAUUCUCUCAGUGGACAACUGUAUACUUCUGUGUGUAAAAGCACAAAAGCGCGUGCUCUCACUUCUGGCCAUAUAACCACACAAUGAAAUGGGUCCACUGGUUUUUCUUAACAUGAAUGAAAAGUGUUUGUUUACACAUCACUCAAAACCCAGGUGACCUGGACAGUAUUGUAUGUACAUAUUGACUGUAAUGAAAUCUAACAAUCAAAGAGUGGGGUACUUCUUUUCUCUUGUAAAGAGGUUCAAGAAUGUGCUAAAUUGUACAGAAACUUGUUGAAGCCAAAAUCCAGCUUUGAGGGCCUUACACAACUACUUGGGUAUUUGGCAUGAUCCACCCCUGUGUGGCUCACAUGCAGCCGAGGAGACUGGCGUCUCCAGCUGGAGGCUACUGUCAGAUCGUGUAUUUAGCAUUUACCAUCUUCAAAGUCCAGAUUUAUAGUGUGUUAAAAAAAAAAAAAAAAAGGUCUUAAUACAAUUCCUGGUUCCUUACUUCUGUUUUAAGUUUUGGUUAACAAAGAAAAACAAAAAGAAGGAAGGAAAGGAAAGAAAGAGAAAGAAAGAGGGAGGGAAGAAAAGAAGGAAAGAGGGAAAGAAGGAAAGAAAAGACCUUCUUAGAAAAAAAAAAAGUCUUUGGAUCCCUGGAAAGUAAUGAUGUCCAAAGCCAAAUGUGUGUCAAGAAAAGAUGCUGGGGGCAGGGGGGAGGGCUGACCAGAAGGGCCAGCACGAUAGUCACAAACUUUGCAUCCUUUCUGUGUUUAAACUUUCUAGUCUUCUUGCCUGUCCAGGCGUUUGCAUAGUCAUUGUGAAGUUGUUGGGCUUUUUGUUGUAGUAUUCUCUGAUGACUGAGCUCUCAGUGGUGUAGGAUUCAUGCUGGUCUAAUAGACAGAUCUGAGCAUUUUGGCCUCUGUAACUCAUGGUUGCAUUCUAUUUUUAUUUUUUUGGUGUCUCACAAAUUAUCCAACUGUUGAAUAAAAUUAUAAAUAUGUUAAUACCAGCUUUUUCCAAUAAAAUAACAAAUGUUACAUCUAAAAUUAGGCUUGGAAGGCUGUUUGUUUUUAAUGAGGUCUCCCCAGGGGGGUGAGUCCCAUGAGGAGCAACGUGGCAGGUGAGUAAGCACAGGGUAUCAAAGGGGGAGCCAGGUUCACAUUGAAGCGUUGCUGCUCCUGAGGCAAAAACAUCCAACCUUUCUAAGCUCUGGUUUCAUCACUGAGGAAAUGGAGUUAAUAAUAGGGCCUACCUCAUAAAUGGGAGUCCUGGUGGUGCAAUGGUUAAGCUCUUGGCUGCUAACUGAAAGGUCAGUGGUUUGAACCCACCAGUGGCCUUGGGAGAAAAGACCUGGCAAUCUUCUCCUCUAAAGAUCGUAGCCUAAGAAAGCCUACGGGGCAGUUCUGCCGUAUCACAUGGGGCUGCCAUGAGUUGAAAUCAACUUGACAGCACACAACAACCUCAUAAAUUCUGUUGCGGGGGGAGGAU